This is a messenger RNA of Zingiber officinale, 1920 nucleotides long. Its product is annotated as calcium-dependent protein kinase 20-like. The coding region runs from base 228 to 1772 and encodes 514 amino acids. Gene Ontology annotation, molecular function: ATP binding; calmodulin binding; calcium-dependent protein serine/threonine kinase activity. The record is from RefSeq and is a predicted model, not a curated record. Gene Ontology annotation, biological process: peptidyl-serine phosphorylation; protein autophosphorylation; intracellular signal transduction. The transcript is spliced from 8 exons. NCBI's taxonomy places the organism in Eukaryota, Viridiplantae, Streptophyta, Magnoliopsida, Zingiberales, Zingiberaceae. Gene Ontology annotation, cellular component: cytoplasm; nucleus.
GUCUCCAUCGUUUUUUUUUAUUGCUCUUCAAUUUUGAGGUUUCAAUUAUGUAAUUUGAUAAGGAGUUCCCGUUCCAAUAAUCUGUUGUUAGAUCUUCUUGAACGUGUUUAAACUCGAUAGCAUUGUUCUUAGUUUUCGCCGUGGAAACUUGAUCUCAGCUUGUCGCGAUUUCCAUCAGAAUUCAAUCUCUCCGCGGCAAAAAGAUCCGACCUUGAGCGCGAAUUUCAAUGGGGAAUUGCUGUGCCUCCCCCAUUGACCACAAGAAGAAGAAGAAGGAGGAGAAGAAGCGCUACUCCGGCGCCCCACCGAAUAUCGUCGUCCUCAAGAAUCCCACCGGCCGAAACAUCGAGAAGCGGUACGAGCUCGGCGUGGAGCUCGGCCGCGGAGAGUUCGGGGUCACCUAUCUUUGCACCGACAAGGCCACGGGCGAGACAUUCGCCUGCAAGUCGAUCUCCAAGAAGAAGCUGCUGACCAUCGUGGACAUCGAGGAUGUGAGGCGGGAGGUGGCCAUCAUGCGCCAUUUACCCGCGCACCCUAACAUCGUCAGCCUGAAGGACACCUACGAGGACGACCAUUCGGUCCACCUCGUCAUGGAGCUCUGCGAGGGUGGGGAGCUGUUCGAUAGGAUCGUGGACAGAGGACACUACACAGAACGGGCAGCCGCCAUGGUCCUCCAAACCAUCGUCGAAGUCGUGCAGAACUGCCACAAUCAUGGGGUGAUACAUCGAGAUCUUAAGCCUGAAAAUUUCUUGUUUGCAAACAAAAAGGAAAAUGCUCCUCUGAAGGCAAUUGAUUUUGGGCUGUCAAUUUUCUUUAAACCAGGCGAGCGCUUUAAUGAGAUAGUUGGCAGCCCUUAUUACAUGGCUCCAGAAGUUUUGAAGAGAAACUAUGGCCCAGAAGUAGAUGUUUGGAGUGCAGGAGUUAUCCUAUACAUCCUGCUUUGUGGUGUUCCACCAUUUUGGGCAGAAACGGAACAAGGCAUUGCACAAGAAAUUGUUAAUUCAGUUGUUGAGUUUAAAAGAGACCCAUGGCCAAAAGUUUGUGAUUCUGCCAAAGACCUUGUCAAGAGGAUGUUAGAUCCAGAUCUGAAAAAACGUGCUACUGCUAAAGAGGUGCUCGAACAUCCUUGGCUGCAAAAUGCCAAGAAGGCUCCCACAGUUGACCUUGGUGAUACGGUUCGUGCAAGGCUCCAACAAUUUUCACUUAUGAACAAACUGAAGAAGAAAGCACUAAGGGUAGUAGCUGAGCAUUUAUCUGUAGAUGACGUUGCUGACAUAAAGGCUACAUUUAACAAGAUGGAUAUAAAUGAAAAAGGGCACAUAACCAUUGAAGAGUUACAACAUGGUUUGCAUGAGUUUGGACACCAGAUUCCCGAUGCAGACAUUAAGAUACUAAUGGAAGCUGCCGAUGCUGAUGGAGACGGAACCUUGGAAUAUGGAGAAUUUGUCGCUGUGUCGAUCCACCUGAGGAAGAUUGGAAAUGAUGAACACCUGCACAAGGCCUUCCAAUACUUCGAUCAGAAUAACAGCGGAUACAUAGAAAUUGAAGAGCUCAAAAAUUGCUUGGCUGAUGACUUAGGUCCUAAUCAUGAGGAAGUCAUUAACGCCAUAAUUCAUGAUGUGGACACAGACAAGGAUGGGAAAAUAAGCUACGACGAGUUUGCUACAAUGAUGAAAGCAGGCACAGAUUGGAGGAAGGCAUCGAGGCAGUAUUCAAGGGAGAGGUUCAGUAGCGUCAGUACACAUUUGAUGAUAGAACAAUCUUUGAGUUGAUCGAGUGCAUAGUUGAGUUUCACCUUAUUCUCUCUGCCAGUCCAUUUGUCAGUUAAAUUCUUUUCUUUGUGCGUCGAUUUUUCAUCUACUGUGGGAUUGGUGGAAGUUUUUGUUCUGAAAGGUGGAUAUGUAGUCAUAUUACAGAAGA